UCUGUGUUUGCGUACGAUGCCGCCUCGUGGUGUGUUACGCAAGAGAUGAAAGAUGCUUAUGACACCAACGGCUACAUCCUCGUCAGAAACGCCUUCAGCCCCGAAGAAAUGAGGAAGGUGCGGGCGUUCGUAGAGGGCAAUGACGUCAUCCAAGAACGCGCCUACAGUCGAGACGACGGCAAGAACAGACGGAGCCGCGUCACCCUGUGGAACCACCCGGGCAGAGACGUCCUCGGGGUGAUGGCCAGGACGCAGAGGGUGGCCGGUACCAUGGAGCAGGUGAUGGGCGGCCAGGAGGUUUACCACUACCACAGCAAACUCAUCAUGAAGGACGCACGUACGGGAGGAAGGCACGUUUGGCACCAAGACUAUGGAUACUGGUACAGGAACGGCUGCCUCUAUCCGGACAUGGGCUCCGUGUUUAUCCCGAUCGACGACUGCACGAAGGAAAACGGCUGCCUACAAGUCCUUAAGGGGUCGCACCGCCUCGGCCGCCUAGACCACGUCAGGAUCGGCGAGCAGCUCGGAGCAGAGCCGGAGAGGGUGGAGAAGGCCAAGGAGCAGCUCGAACACCUCCACCUCGAGAUGCGCGCCGGAGAUGCCCUGUUUUUCCACUCCAACCUCCUCCACACCUCCGACCAGAACGCCUCAGACCUCCGCCGGUGGGUGUUCAUCGUGGCGUUCAACCGGCGUUCAAAUAACCCUUAUAAGGAGCAUCACCAUCCGCGGUACACGCCCAUGACGAAGGUUCCGGACUCCGCGCUGCUUGAGUGUGGCGAAGGAAGCGACUCCAACGGCCAGUGGUUCAUCAAACUCGACGAUGAUAUUUCCAUUCGCGAGAGGGUUCACUGAGAGCUUCGAAGCCCAGAAUGAGACGCGGUUCGAAGCCCAGAAUGAGAUGUUGUUCGAAGCCUAUAAUAAGAUGUUCUUCGAUGCCCAGAAUAAAAAAACGCGGUUCGAAGCCUAGAAUGAGACGCGGUUCGAUGCCUAGAAAUAGAUGCUGUUCGAAGCCCAGAAUGAGAUCAGAAUCGAAGCCCAGAAUGAGAUGAGAAUUGAAGCCCAGAAUGAGAUAAGGUUCGAAGUCGAAAAAAGAGAUGAGGUUCGAAGCCUAGAACGGGAUGAAUUCGACGUCAAGACUGAGAUAGUAUUAGAAGCCUAGAAUGAAAUUUAAGCUUAAAAUAUAGAUAAGUAAAGAAACUGAUAAGUAGGUGAAUAUAGACAGAUAGAUGGAUAAAUAAACAUAUAGGUAGAUAUAGACAUAACAAGGCUUUAAAUACACGUUUUCCUUAUCUAUAGGAAAUCGAGAAUGAGAUGCGGUUCGAUUCCGAGUAUUGAGAUGCGGUUCGUUCGAGAGUGAGAAUUAAACAUGUGAAUGUGAGAUGUAAUGAUCCUAUUGAACGAGAUUCUUUCGUUUCAUUUAAUAUUUUCGACUAAAUUUACAGAAAAAAAUACAUGAUAAAUCUACGGUUCUUUCGACGCUUGCUUUGAACCGCGAAUCUGAUAAUGAGAGACAUUCGAAUCCUAUGAAAUUAAUAAAACUGUGGCGAAGAAGAAUUGAAUUGUUUUUCAUGUAGGUACGUUUUUUGUUUUAUCUUUUUUUCGUAUUUUUUAAGUUUUAUGAAUAAAUGAUAAAUUUUCA
Messenger RNA from Penaeus indicus, 1639 nucleotides. RefSeq names its product ectoine dioxygenase-like. The coding region runs from base 46 to 852 and encodes 268 amino acids. Lineage: Eukaryota; Metazoa; Arthropoda; Malacostraca; Decapoda; Penaeidae. The transcript has 6 exons. The record is from RefSeq and is a predicted model, not a curated record.